Talaromyces rugulosus is the source of this 1635-nucleotide messenger RNA. RefSeq lists its product as uncharacterized. Gene Ontology annotation, molecular function: carotenoid dioxygenase activity. The record is from RefSeq and is a predicted model, not a curated record. Lineage: Eukaryota; Fungi; Ascomycota; Eurotiomycetes; Eurotiales; Trichocomaceae. The transcript has 2 exons. Gene Ontology annotation, biological process: carotene catabolic process. The coding region runs from base 1 to 1635 and encodes 544 amino acids.
AUGGCUCAUAUCUACGAUGUUGCUUCGUCAGUUGAGUAUCCUUAUGUGAACGGCUGGAAGAAAGGCGAUCAAGUCAAAUAUCCCAACACUCUGGUCUUCCAGACAUUCAAUUCCCCAUGCCGAUUGGAAGGAGAUAUUACUGAUCUUGAAGUGGUUGGUCAAAUUCCACCAGACAUCAACGGCACGUUCUACAGGAUCCAGCCCGAUCACCGGUUCCCUCCACUGUUUGAAGAAGACAUACAUUUUAAUGGAGACGGGAGUAUCACAGCAAUCCGAAUCCAUGACGGACAUGCCGACUUCAAGCAGAGAUAUGCAAGGACGGAUAGAUUCCUAGCAGAAGAGGCAGCUGGAAAGAGCCUAUUUGGGAAAUACCGCAAUCCUUAUACCGACUCUGAGGCUGUAAAGGGCACGAUACGAACAGCGGCCAAUACCAACAUUAUAUUCUGGAGAGGGAUGCUGUUGGCGACUAAAGAAGAUGGCCCACCAUAUGCUAUGGACCCAGUUACUCUGGAAACAAUCGGUCGCUAUGAUUUUGAAGGGCAAGUCCAAUCGCCUACAUUUACUGCACACCCUAAGCUAGAUCCAGAAACAGGAGAAAUGAUCUGCUUUGGAUAUGAGGCUGGUGGUAACGGUAAUGAUGGCUCCUGUGACAUUGUCGUCUACACGAUCGACCCUGUUGGGAGAAAAACGGAGGAAGCCUGGUACAAGGCUCCAUUUUGUGGAAUGAUACACGAUUGUGGUAUCUCCAAGAACUAUAUCGUUCUUCCAAUGACGCCUCUCAAAUGCUCCGCCGAUCGCAUGAAAAAGGGUGGCAAUCACUGGGCAUGGGAUCCAAACGAAGAUCAAUGGUAUGGAAUCGUUCCAAGAAGAAACGGCAAAGCAGAAGAUAUAGUCUGGCUACGGGCUGAAAAUGGGUUUCAUGGUCACGUUGCUGGUUGUUAUGAAAAUGAAGAGGGUCAUGUGGUUUUUGACCUCACUGUUGCAGAUGGGAAUGUAUUUUUUUUCUUCCCUCCUGAGAACCAGGUUGCGAGUGAUCUGGGGACUAGAAACCAACUGCAAAGCGCUACCCAUCGCUGGAUCUUUGAUCCUAAAAACAAGCCUGGCUCGCGCGUCAAGCCUGAGAUUGUCUGGGAUACAAGCGGUGAAUUCUCUCGUAUCGACGACCGCUAUGUCGCUAAAAAAUACAAUCAAUUUUGGCAGGCCAGAAUUGAUCCUGCGCGAGAAUAUGACGCAGCCAAAUGUGGCUCUCCUGCUGGUGGCCUUUUCAAUUGCCUAGGCCAUUACUCGUGGGAUGGCCAGACAGAGGAUGUUCUUUGGGCAGGACCAAGAGCUACAUUCCAGGAACCGACAUUCAUUCCCAAGGAGGCCGGUGGAGAGGGAGAAGGUUGGAUAAUCGCACUCCUAAACCAUCUUGAUGUCCUUCGAAACGAUAUAGUAAUCGUCGAUGCCCAUAAUGUGGCUGCAGGGCCAGUGGCAACCAUUCGUCUUCCUUUCAAGCUCCGUCUAGGCCUGCAUGGGAAUUUCGUCGAUCAUCGUGAUAUCGAGGAAUGGAAAAGGCGUCGAGCUCCAGGAGGUGUAAUCGGUCCUGUUAAAAUAGCGGAAACCCCCCUAAGCUGGCAGCUUGACCACGUGUAG